GCGGAAGCGGGGAACACUGUCGGACGGCCCGGGGCGCGCAGCCCGGCUCGUGGUUCCCAGUCCGGCUAUGCAAAGCCCGUGCAAGAUCCGGGAGGCGCCUUGCCAGAACCUGCACCCCUCCCCCCACCCUAGUUGCGGAACGCCUGCGAUGCCCCUCCUCCGCCUCCCUUUCCCACCAUGCCCGCGUGUGUCACGUGUGAACGGGUCCGCCCGGGUUUCCGGCAGCUGGUCCGGGCUCCGAACGGUGGCCUCCGAGCCGUGGAACGCUGCGGCGCCGGACGUUCGGGGUUGGAACGUUGCGGGCCUGAACGUUCCACGGGCGCACUGCGGGGGGUAACAUGGGCGACUCCGAACCAAGAGGUGGGACCGGCCCCCUCCGCACUUACCCGACGCUGCCCGUCUGGGUGGUGGAGGAUCACCACGAUGUCCUUCCCUUCAUUUAUCGAGCCAUCGGUUCGAAGCAUCUUCCUGCCAGCAACAUCAGUUUCAUCCACUUGGAUUCCCACCCUGAUCUUCUGAUUCCAGUGAACCUGCCUGCAGAUACUGUGUUUGACAAAGAAACUCUGUUCAGCGAGGUCAGCAUCGAGAACUGGAUCAUGCCGGCCGUUUACGCGGGUCACUUUUCACAAGUGAUCUGGCUCCAUCCGUCUUGGGCUCAGCAGAUCGAACAAGGAACCCACCACUUUUUAGUGGGCAAGGACACCUCAACCACCACGAUCAGGCUUACAAGCACCGAGAGCUAUUUCCUUUCUGACGGUCUGUAUGUUCCGGCCGAUCAACUGGAGAACAAGAAGCCUUUGCACCUGAGUGUCCACCUUGUGAAUCCCACCAAGACCUCGGACAACUGGGAGGGAAGCCGGGCUCUGUCUUCUGCUAAGAGGCUCAAGUUAAGCGAUGAUACAGCAGACGCGGCUGUUGCCUCUUCGUCAAAGGACACGGAUGUUCCUCUCCUUGGCUCUUUGGACACCCCGCCGGAAGGACUAGAACAGAGUAACCCGGCGCCAGAGACAGCAGGUGACUUCCAGGGCCCCUCGGCCUCGUGCUCCUUUGGCAACCACACUUGCCGAACCACAGAGCUUAUUAAAGACGUUCUCCAGGCGUUGCAGAAGGACGCUGCUUACGUUUUAGAUGUUGACUUGGAUUUUUUUUCAGUUAAGAAUCCUUUCAAAGAAAUGUACACUCAGGAGGAGUACAAGCUUUUGCAAGAACUUUAUAAUUUUAAGAAGCCGAACAGCAAUGCCUCAGAGGAGGACUUGCUGGACUGCGUUGAGAAUCGCGUCCAUCAGUUGGAAGAUCUUGAAGCCGUGUUUGCGGACCUUUGUGACGACGACUCCGAUGAGAUUCUGGAAAGAUGGGCUUUAAAUCCUGGGAUGGCGCCUCUAAUCCCUCUUAUACACAGUCUGAAAAACCGGCUGCUAACUCCUAAUUAUGAACUGGUUCAUCAAGCUGGGCUCACCUGCGACUACUCGGAAAUCCCCCACCACGUCAGCACUGAGGAAGAAAUAGAGGAUCUGGUGCAGUCUGUACAACAUCUCUUGAGGAAUCUGCCAAAGCCCACUCUUGUGACAAUAGCCCGGUCCAGCUUGGAUGACUAUUGCCCCACAGAUCAAGUGGAGCUGAUACAAGAGAAGGUUUUGAAUUGCCUGCGCUCCGUAUAUGGCACACUGGAUGUUCAUUUAGAAUAUUUGGAAGAUUUCACCCCUGAUGGAGAAGAAUGUUCAUCCACAGGGUGAUUUGUACACUGGAAAUGUUUUUCUUGUCCGUUUUUUCUGUCUGUAUGCAGUAGCCUCAAUACAGAUGCAAAGGGUUUGCCAGGAGUUUGGGUUGUGUUUGUGCCGUUCUGUUUUCGAUGCUUUCGACCUGAACUCUUCCAGUUUGUAACUGAAACUCUGCAUUGCUAUUUUGAGUGUGUGAUUUGCAUGAAAGAAGAGAGAAGACUCAUUUUCCGUCUCUUCAGCAGAGUUUUUGAGAAAGGGGGGUCAGGUUGUGUUUUAUUGAAUCGAUAUUUUUUUCAAGCGAUUCGUGGUGGCAGGAAGUGUUGCUUCAGGGUUUACUCGUUGUUUUCACAAAUUGUUCUUUCUGCUGUUCCGUCUUAUUCAAUCAUCUGGGGCACUUUUGUCUUCCGUCACGGUUUUUGCCGUAGAUUUUAAUCCCAUUUUAGGUUACCAUCAGUUCCGCGGGCAAGAACGACCUUAAAGUCCUUCACGUAACAUUCUAACCCCUACCUGGCUCUCAUUUUAAUUUGGAAUUUAAUUGUUUAUGCCAGAUACCACCUGGAGCUUUUUUACACAUCGUUUCCUUCCCUCCUAGGAAACAUUUCAGCAACUGAAUGCCUACAUUGACCUGCUGCUUAAAAGGCCCAAUUUGGUGGGAACAGCCCUAUUUGUUGGCAUCUCAAGCUGCAUGUUGUCACCUCCUUUUAUUUAUAGAAAUCCCCAGCCCCUACGUGACAUAAAAGUAGGGCCGUUAAAAUCCUCAGUUUGCAGUCUCUGCUUAACAACCUUAUUUUAACCAUGCAACAACCUUUUUUUUACCUGAUUCUUAGGGGUUUAGGGGAAAAUGUCAAAAGCUUUAAAGACUCUAUAUUCCAUUU
This is a messenger RNA of Sphaerodactylus townsendi, 2593 nucleotides long. RefSeq names its product linkage group 09 C5orf22 homolog (gene LG09H5orf22). The transcript has 9 exons. Bases 339 to 1733 code for a protein of 464 amino acids. The record is from RefSeq and is a predicted model, not a curated record. NCBI's taxonomy places the organism in Eukaryota, Metazoa, Chordata, Lepidosauria, Squamata, Sphaerodactylidae.